AUGGUGCUACAUUCCUCAAGGAACUCGAAGCAGAAGCUAAGUUUUAUCAGCUGCAAGGGAUAUUGGACGAACUGCAACGUACAGCACCGGCCGAAAGAGUUUGUGGAGUCGGUGAUACUGACAAACGAAGGGCACCGAAGAGUCUUGAAAACUUGGUUGCCUAUAAAAAGCGAAUGGCGUUUGCUAUUCCGAGCUUCACGAGAUGGCUUUGCUGCUUUAGCGUUUCAUUUUAAAUGCGACAACAAAGGACCUACGAUCACUGUUGUAAAAAGUGGUAGAAACAUUUUUGGAGGCUUUACUGAGAAGGCUUGGACAAGUAAGAUAAAUUGAUAUGAUUAUAAAUACAAAUUAGCUUUAUCGAGUAACUCACUCCUGAAGAAUGAUUGAGAACUUUAGUUCAAAUUUUAUACAUUUCGUAUAGCCUGUGUGACAGGCAUUUGAAAACCAAUGGAAAGUGGCGCAAGAAUAUAUGAAGGGUGCAUUAAUUUCCCCAAUUCCCUUAGCCCUACCUUCAAACGCGGCUAGCCGGCUUUCACCCUGGCUAUACACCCGCCUGUCACGCUGGCUACACUCGUGUCCUAUAACUUUUAUGAUCGUCGUUUUAUGAUUCAUUUGUCUAUUCAUUAAUCACCCUUGUUAAUUUCCUUUCUAAUUUUUAAAUUAUUUUUUCCUCUUUAUUCUGAAGGCUUACACACUGCCUAUAACUAAUAAACACCAGUGUGUAGGAUUAAGGAUAAAGGUAACUUCUUUACAGGUUGCUUUAACUUAUUUCUACGUUUCUCAGGGGAAAACGUUUUGGUAGAAUUAAAAACAAUAGUGUUGAUGGCCUCAGGCCGAAAUUUCGUAUAAUUUCUAUGCAAAGGAGCAGGUGUGGUUAGUUAUCUGGUGGGCAACCGAGCUUAUAUAGGUUCAGGAUCAAAGACGUGAAAUGGAGCAGAAAAUGUUCCCCGGAAAGGUUUAGAUUUAAAGAACUUUGAAUUAUAAAUGUGAAAAUGAGUGUAUAACACAUGUAGUGGCUGAAUAUAUAUGUCAGGUGUAAUCACUGUUAUUCACAGGUCGUGUUGAAUGGGUUCCAUGUCUCCAUGCCUUCCUGUUCAGCCUUGUAAACCCAAGUGGCCUGGGACCGACCAAACUGUCGCUCAUCACUGGGAAUGGAGGGAAUGGCAUGUAUUGUCAUAGCGACUGUGGACCAGUGUUUGGGACUGGUGGGUUUGGUCUUUGGUAUGACCUAUGUAUAUCAGAUAAUGCAAACACAAGUCCUAGUAACAGCGUUCUCGGCAACACUUACGAGCUCCCACCAGGACAACAGAGAACGUUCAUCACAGGUGCCCAAAAUUUCACUGUCACAGAUUACGAGGUGUUUGGACUCCGCCAGUGAUAACUACCAAGCAAGUGAAACAAACUCUUCUAGUACAGCUAAAAUACUCCAUGAUUUUUCCAAACGUUAUAACAUAAAGGUAUUUAAUGCCUCAUUAGGGGUGCUAGGUAUUCAGGAGCAA
This is a messenger RNA of Porites evermanni, 1499 nucleotides long. The record is from the annotation of a GenBank genome assembly. NCBI's taxonomy places the organism in Eukaryota, Metazoa, Cnidaria, Anthozoa, Scleractinia, Poritidae.